Molecule: messenger RNA, 2592 nt
Organism: Grus americana (Whooping crane)
Lineage: Eukaryota; Metazoa; Chordata; Aves; Gruiformes; Gruidae
Gene: DHRS7B
Product: dehydrogenase/reductase 7B
Exons: 7
Coding region: 361-1320 (319 amino acids)
Cellular component (GO): membrane
Molecular function (GO): oxidoreductase activity
Source: RefSeq, a predicted model, not a curated record
CCUCGGUCCCUUCCCGGCGGGGAGACAACCCCUUUCUGCCGGCGGCCCCUCAGGGCCCCGCUCAGCAGCGAGCGGGACGGGGCUGCUGGCACCCCGCUGUGCCCGCGGGGUCUGCCCACCCCCACCCGCCGGUGAUCCGCCCGGGGAACCCGCGGGGAGGUGGCCAGGGGGCUGCGGGCGCGGUGUUCUGAGAGCUGGAAGUCUGGGAUGUGGGAGAGGUUGGGUCGACGUGGCCCCGACCUGCGUGCAGGGAAACCCUGGGCUCUCGAGUGCAUAGCUCAUCGCUGCUGCAGCUGUUAAAUACCUGCUAUAGACACAUCGGCGCGGGAGAGACGUUGAGCCAGCUCUCACUUUCUCACUAUGCUGAAGACCGUUCAGAAAAGAAAACUCAUGGAUCUCACACGCAGUGUCAUCAUCCCACUGCUCUUUGGCAGCCUGGGGAUCUUUGCCCUUUUUCGGCUACUGCAGUGGAUGCGGAUGCGAGCUUACCUCCAGGAAGCAGUGGUCGUGAUCACAGGGGCUACCUCUGGCCUGGGAAAAGAAUGUGCAAAAGCCUUCCAUGCAGCUGGCUCCAAGCUGGUGCUCUGUGGCAGAGACGGCGAGAAACUCAAAGACCUGGUGCAGCAGCUAUCUACCACGACCAAUCACCGAAAGAACACACAUAAACCUCACACUGUGGUAUUUGACCUCUCGGACACUAAAACUGUCCUAAAUGCUGCUGAAGAGAUCCUGAAGUACUUGGGUCAUGUGGACAUACUGAUCAACAAUGCAGGCAUUAGCUUCCGCGGCACAAUUGUGGACACAGGACUGGAUGUGGACAAGAAAGUGAUGGAAACAAAUUAUUUUGGUCCUAUAGCCCUCACCAAAGCACUUCUCCCGUCCAUGAUCAAGAGGAGACAAGGCCACAUUGUGGCCAUCAGCAGCGUUCAAGGCAAAAUAAGCAUUCCUUUCAGAUCAGCAUAUGCUGCCUCUAAGCACGCUACCCAGGCCUUCUUUGAUUGUCUACGAGCAGAGGUGGAGCAGUAUGACAUUGAUGUGACAGUGGUAAGCCCCGGAUACAUUCAGACAAACCUCUCUCUCAAUGCUGUAACAGCAGAUGGAUCUCGCUAUGGAGUUAUGGACAAGAACACCGCCGAAGGACAGACAGCCGCAGAGGUCGCUCAGGUGGUUCUCAAUGCAGUGGGACAGAAGAAGAAGGAAGUACUUGUGGCUGGUCUAACACCCUCCCUGGCUGUCUACCUGCGAAACCUCUUCCCCAGGCUCUUCUUCACCUUAAUGGCAACUAGAGCAAAAAAGGAGAGAAAAGCAAAGGACUCUUAGAGCUCAGCUAAUUCGAGCAGUAACUGUAGGGAGAGGCCAACCCCCUGCAGUUUGGCUGAGACAUCAGCAGAGGUGCUCCUGCAGGAAAAACCUUUCUCAAAAUUCUGCAAUUUACCAUUGCAUGGAGAGUGGGAAGCAGUUUCCCCCACCUCAGGGCAGGCCCGCUUGCUGGGAGACAGCACCUAAACCUCACCUGAAGAAGGGUGCUUGGACAAAGGGGGAGAGCUGAGGCUGCAGGGGAGGGUAACUCAAGGGAACACACUUUGCAGUAGGGGAGGCCCAUGUGUGGGAAGACUGCACCUCACCUCACUCCAGGCAGGCUCAGCUUUACUGGCCCACUACAAAUAAAACCCCUGGUUUGCCUUCACACGAGCAGAUCUUAGCUUUCCCCACCCUGUGGCCUCUGUGAAAUCAUCCUCAGUUGGGAGUCCUCCUUAUUAGUGUCUCCUUCCCACCCGUUCCAAUCUUAUCUAGAACGUGUUACUUGAAGUAGAAAACUUCACAGAGCCUCUGCUUGUUAACAUGCCAAAUCAUGAUAUAUUAAGUCCAGUGCCACUUUUAAAAAAGUAACUGAUGUAAAAUGUUUUAUUUGGCAAUUGUUUUACCUGUCUGAAUAAUGCCUUACUGAUGUACAUUUAACUCUGUACUACCUGACAGUACAGUAUUAACCCCAGCACCAGUUAAUGCAGGGGAAGCACUGAACAGAUAAAAAAUAGCACAGCAAGGUGUACUGUUGCGUGUAAAUAGUGUGCAGCUAAUGGCAGCACACCUGGUCCACCUGCAGGCCUAGAGCACAGAGCAGGUGUGAUUCUUCAGAAGCCAGGCACUGUCUCCUGGCAAAGCAGAGGAGAGUCUGUGUGCAUACGGUGGACAGCAUAGGAGACAGACCCUUACUUCUCAUCUGUUUUAAAGCAAUCACAGAUGCUAAUUAGGAUCCCAUCCAGAGGGGGAACAAUACCCGCCUGUUCAGAUAUCACUGGCUCCAGGGAGUCUGACAGCCUGAGGGAGUGCCAUAUUCCAUUCCUCACCCCUUGUCCUCAUGUGAGGGAUACCUGCACCACUAGGAAAAAAGAAUCACUGCACAGAGAUAGUUCACUAAGGACAGAAAUAAUUAACUUACAAUUGAAAUAAAGCCUACUAGUGGGAACCAAGGUCCAGACCCCUGCUGCCACCUCCAUGCACUUACCAGCAUUUUCCACGUGUACUGCCUUGUACGUUCCUGCCUGCGAGUGCACAUCUGAUGACAAAUAAAUUAAACUGCUGUGAAAUUAA